Musa acuminata subsp. malaccensis (wild Malaysian banana) is the source of this 1539-nucleotide messenger RNA. RefSeq names its product diacylglycerol O-acyltransferase 1-like. Gene Ontology annotation, molecular function: diacylglycerol O-acyltransferase activity. Gene Ontology annotation, cellular component: chloroplast envelope; endoplasmic reticulum membrane. The record is from RefSeq and is a predicted model, not a curated record. Gene Ontology annotation, biological process: triglyceride biosynthetic process. Lineage: Eukaryota; Viridiplantae; Streptophyta; Magnoliopsida; Zingiberales; Musaceae.
AGUACUUAUAGACCUAAUAAUACCCGUCGGAAGGGAGAGACGUGACUGCCAGUGUCUUGCUACGCUUUGCACUGUCAUGGCGAGCUCGCGUGGCGGAGAGGCCCUGGCGCGAUCGCCGGAGCCGCACUCGCCGCUCCGCCGUCGCCCGCCCGUCGCGGCCGAAGGGGACGACGGGCGGGGAGGCGUCCGGCGAGGCGAGGACCAGGGUGCGGGAGGCAGUGUCUGGGCCGACUUCUCGCGCCGGGCUUCGGCGCCGGUGCAUCGGAGGGUGAGGGAGAGCCCCUUGAGCUCGGACGCGGUCUUUAAGCAGAGCCAUGCGGGUCUUUUGAACCUCUGUAUCGUAGUGCUAAUUGCAGUUAAUGGACGGCUCAUCAUUGAAAACUUGAUGAAGUAUGGUCUACUGAUAAGAGCUGGGUUUUGGUUCAGUUCAAAAUCAUUGAGAGAUUGGCCACUUCUGAUAUGUUGUGUCACUUUACCUGUUUUUCCUCUUGGUGCUUUUACAACCGAAAAGAUGGCUCAGCACAAGUUCAUUUCUGAACCACUUGUUAUCUGUCUUCAUGUGGUACUUACAAUGGCUUCAAUCUUGUAUCCAGUUUAUGUAAUCAUCAGGUUUGACUCUGCUGUUUUGUCUGGCUUCACAUUGAUGUUCUUUGCAAUCAUAGUUUGGUCCAAGCUUGUAUCAUAUGCACAUACGAACUAUGAUAGAAGAGUACUCUCCAAAUCUAUUCAUAAGGAUGAUAUACAUUCCCAUUUUCCAGAACUCGAUGAUUUAAAAUGGGUCAGCUUCAAAAGUUUAGUAUACUUUAUGGUGGCUCCCACACUUUGUUAUCAGCUAAACUAUCCUCGUACAACAUCCAUUAGAAAGGGUUGGGUGAUCCAUCAAAUUGUUAAGUUGGUGAUAUUUACAGGUUUGAUGGGCUUCAUAAUCGAGCAAUAUAUCAAUCCUAUCAUCAAGAAUUCUCAACAUCCUUUGAGAGGGAACCUUCUGUAUGCUAUAGAGAGAGUUCUAAAGCUGUCAAUUCCAACUUUGUAUGUUUGGCUUUGCAUGUUCUAUUGCUUUUUUCAUUUAUGGUUAAAUAUUCUUGCUGAGCUCCUUCGUUUUGGUGAUCGUGAGUUCUACAAAGAUUGGUGGAAUGCGAAAACAAUUGAUGAGUAUUGGAGAAUGUGGAACAUGCCUGUCCACAAAUGGAUGAUUCGUCAUAUAUAUUUUCCCUGCUUGCAGAAUGGCUUACCAAAGGGUGUUGCUCUUAUGAUAGCCUUCUUUUUAUCUGCCAUAUUCCACGAGAUAUGUGUUGCUGUUCCCUGCCAAAUAUUCAAGUUCUGGGCAUUCAUAGGAAUCAUGUUUCAGAUUCCCUUGAUCGUGUUGACAAAAUAUCUCCAGAAUAAAUUCAAAAACACCACGGUCGGAAACAUGAUUUUUUGGCUGUUCUUCUGCAUUCUGGGACAACCAAUGUGUAUCCUCUUGUAUUACCAUGAUGUGAUGAACAGGAAAGUGAAAUUGUAAUCACUUAUAGUUGCUAAAUUGAUAACCAUUGAAUG